AUGGCCCAACUAAGGCCUGUGAGCGGAACGGACCAUUACCUAUGGAAAUUUCUCCCCUCGGUCCUCGCCGCAGUCAUAUUCAUUAUCUUAUUCACAAUCGUUACUGGCAUCGUCUGUUGGCGCACGGUGAAGACGCGGUCAUGGUUCUGCAUACCCUUCGCCCUCGGUGGACUCUUCCAGGUAAUCGGCUAUGCCGUCCGCGUAUUUGCUCACUACCGCACCGAUCUCAUCGCGCCCUACACAGUCCAGAGCUGUUUCAUCCUCUUGGCGCCCGUCCUCUAUACCGCCUCCGUCUAUAUGGUCCUCGGUCGCCUCAUUUGCAGCGUGCACGGCGAGCGCUUCUCCAUUGUUCGGCCCGCAAAGAUGACCAAGCUAUUCGUCUUGGCGGAUUUCCUAUCGCUAAACGUGCAGGGAGAUGGUGCUGGGUUGACGGUCAAGAAAAAGACUGAAACGGUGGGGAAAUAUAUAGUGGUCGCUGGCCUGCUUAUCCAGUUGAUCGCUUUUGGAUGGUUCGUUGCUGUUGCGUUGGUAUUCCACGUGAGGAUGCAGAGAAACGUUGACAAGGAGUGCCGGUUGAGGCCAAAAGUCCCGUGGAGGCAGGGGUUGAGGAUGAUAUACAUCUGCAGCGCGUUGAUCACGCUAAGAUCAAUCUUCCGCGUUGUCGAGUAUGUGAUGGGCGUGGACUCAUAUCUGCUGAUCAAUGAGUGGCCGAUGUACGCCUUUGAUGCGGCACCGAUGUGGAUUGUCCAGGCGGCUUUCCUUGUUUGGUUCCCGGACAGAUUCAAACCAGGGCAAUACGACAACAUUGAGGAUGGGCAUAUGCUGGUGGGAAAUGAGUCGGCAAGGCAGUAG
Messenger RNA from Cladophialophora psammophila CBS 110553, 852 nucleotides. RefSeq lists its product as uncharacterized. The record is from RefSeq and is a predicted model, not a curated record. Gene Ontology annotation, cellular component: membrane. The transcript has 2 exons. Bases 1 to 852 code for a protein of 283 amino acids. Lineage: Eukaryota; Fungi; Ascomycota; Eurotiomycetes; Chaetothyriales; Herpotrichiellaceae.